Messenger RNA from Amphimedon queenslandica, 2515 nucleotides. Its product is annotated as arachidonate 5-lipoxygenase-like. The record is from RefSeq and is a predicted model, not a curated record. Gene Ontology annotation, biological process: lipid oxidation. Bases 33 to 2321 code for a protein of 762 amino acids. Gene Ontology annotation, molecular function: oxidoreductase activity, acting on single donors with incorporation of molecular oxygen, incorporation of two atoms of oxygen; metal ion binding; protein binding. The transcript has 6 exons. Lineage: Eukaryota; Metazoa; Porifera; Demospongiae; Haplosclerida; Niphatidae.
AGCUGCAAUUGCUAAAAGAAGCAUUCGGCAGGAUGGCAGCAAAAGAUGUGAAGUGCGACAUGCUCUCUCAUGUCAGCAAGCGCUAUGAGAGCAAGCCAAGGGACCCUGAUAGUGUGUGGACCUGUGUCAAUAGUCCUGACUUGCCUCCUUUUGACUUGCAGCCACCAAAUAAAAAACCUGGGCACUUUUAUUACGGUCUUCGAAUUGUUACUGGAGAUCAGAGAGAGGCUGAUGCACAUGACACCGCAGUCUAUGUCAGGCUGGAAGGAGCCAGUCACUGCACUGGAGACAUUAGAAUUGGGCAAGAAGAUGGACUCUGGACCAUCUUCAAGGAAUAUUUUGGUACCUCAACCUAUGAUGACAUCAUAAUCGAAUCAAGUGCCGAAUUACAAGUGGAGGUGUUUACAGUUGGUUUAAAGUUCAGAUACCCGUCAUCAAUUGCUGCUAAAAACAACUGGUAUGUUGAUUUCAUGCAAGUCCAUGACCUCCAGUCAACAUCUGGAGAGCCAAAGACCUUUUCUUGUUAUCAUUGGAUAGGUCAAGGGACAAAUGAAGUGUCCUGCACUUCUAGGAAUGCUACUUGGAAAGAAAUACAAGACAACCCAGUACUUGUGAAGCAGCGAUCAGACCAGCUCAAGAAGAGGAGAGAGGAAUACAAAUGGAAGCAAUACUCAGACCUUGGCUACCCUUCUUCAAUCGAUGAUGUGACCAAUGACACCAUUCCCCUUGACGAAGAGUUUGAGCGCACAAAACAAGAGCAUUUUCUGGGAACCUUGGCAAAAAAUCAAAUUGUCGGUGCUCUCACGGGCAUUAAAGUGUUCCUUGUGCAGGCCUUUGAGAAGUUGACUGGCCUGUCUCUAAGUGAGGACAAGUCCAUGACGACUCUUGAUAAAUAUGAAGACUUCACUCUUCGCAUUAAAUCAAUCAACAAGGAUGAAAUAAAUGUGAGUGGCGCUUUUUCAGUCCACGAGGGCUACCGUUGGGUGAGUGACGUCGAGUUUGGUCGCCAGGUUUUGAAUGGGGUCAAUCCUCAUAUCAUCAGGAGAUGCACGUCUCUUCCUCAAUACUUUCCUGUUACUCAAGAGCUCAUUGCUGGAGUCCUUGGUGCUGAUCUUGAUAAGGAAAUGAAGGAUGGUCGUGUUUACAUUGUUGAUCUAAGUGAGAUUAUGGAUGGAUUGCAGUGCAGGGAUGGUUGCUAUUGCCCAGCUCCUACUUGUCUACUGCAUGUCAAUAGGAUGGGAAAACUUGUUCCAAUUGCCAUACAACUGAAGAGGAAGCCUGGAGAUGAUAAUCCCAUCUUCUUACCAAGUGAUACCUGGAUGGACUGGCUUAUGGCUAAGAUCUACUUUAAAAGUGCGGAGGCCCAGUUUCAUCAACUCUCCACUCAUUUCAACUCUUGCCAUGCUACAAUGGAGACGUAUCACGUAGCAACAAAGCGUAAUCUCCCUGACUCUCACCCUGUGAGUCGCUUGCUCCUACCUCACACUCGCUACACAACAGCCAUUAACACUGCAGCCAGGGACAAACUAGUGGGUGAUGGAGGCGUCAUUGAUCAAGCAUUUUCUAUUGGAGGAGAGGGAAAGAAAGAGUGUUUUCGCCGAGCUAACAGCAAACACAAUGUGAUGGACUCCCAUAUUAUGAGUUCUAUGAGAGAGAGGGGAGUUGAUGAUUCUGCCUUGCUGCCUGGCUACCAUUACCGUGAUGAUGGGACUGAAAUAUGGAAAGCAAUCGAGUCGUUUGUAACAAGCAUAAUAAAUAUUCAUUACAAAAGCGAUGAGGAUGUUGUGGGGGAUAAGGAGAUACAAGAAUGGGCUGCAGACAUGCAUGACAAUGGAUUCCCUGCUUUUAGAGAGGUUUCUGCUGGUCGUGGCUUUCCAAAAAGCAUCGACAGUAAAAAUUCUUUGAUUGAUACCUGCACUUUGAUCAUGUUCACUGGCUCUGCACAGCACGCUGCUGUCAAUUUCGGUCAGUUUGAAAUUUAUGGAUACGUGCCAAACGCUCCUUUUGCACUCCACGAGCCUCCACCAACUAAGAAGGGACAAACAGAUAUCGAUUUCAUCUUGAGAGCUCUACCAAAGAGUCAAACAACACUUUUGAGUAUGACUCUCGUCUCAAGCCUUGUCCAGCAUAGUUCUGAUGAAGUAUUCCUUGGUGGAUUUCCUAAACACUGGUACACUGAGGGGGAAGAGGUUGCUGCAGAAAAGAAAUUCCUCAAUAACCUAAAGACACUCAAGGAAAAAUUGACAAAAAGGAAUGAGUCACUUGAAGUCCCUUACCCAUACAUGUUGCCCAGUCGUAUUCCAAACAGCAUCACUAUAUAAGUGAUGCGUCAUUGAUUACUGGAUCUCCCUUUGGUUUAUUUUGGACAAUCCCUUUCAAUUAUAGUGUGUUUACUUAGAGACUUUGUUUUUGAUUUUUUUGCUUGAAUAUUUUGCUAAAAUAUAAUUGCUGCAAGUAGUAAGUAUAACAUUUAGGAAUAAUAAUUAUUGAUUUGUUGAUCAGCUUUACAAUGAAA